GCGAAGCUGCCAGCCCCGCCACUGCCCGCGCCCCGCCGCGCCCCGCCCGCCUGAACGACCGACCGCAGCCAUGGCCACGCCCAACUUCCACGCGCCCAACCAGGAGAUGCCGCCGCCAGGCGGCUUCAAGCCCGUCAAGUUCGUCAAGAACGGCCCGGCCACGCGCGGACCACCGGGAUGGUCGCUCUUCCUCGGCACGUUCCUCGUCACGUCCUUCGGCUACUACCUCGUGGGCCAGCACAACAAGCACCACCGCGAGGUGGCGCGCGAGGAGCGCGAGAACCGCAUCGCGCUGCUGCCGUUCCUGCAGGCGGAGGCCGACGUCGAGUACCUCGAGCAGGAGAAGCACAUCUUGGAGAAGGAGCGCCAGGUCAUGAAGAACGUGCCUGGCUGGGUGGCCGGCCAGUCGCCCUUCCACUCGGACCGCUACCAGGCGCCGCUCUGGGCCCAGAAGAAGUAAGCACAGCAGCAGCCGCCCACGAGCCGAGAGGAGACAGAAACUGUAACAAGACCAUGUCAAGGAAAUACACUCGUGCACUCGCUCGCUCGAGGCCAAAUUGUCACCUUGUGUGUGUGGCCAUGAAAUAUCUAUCUGCGAGCUGCACAGUCAGGUGUCUCUGUGUGUGUGUUUUGAU
This is a messenger RNA of Phytophthora sojae, 635 nucleotides long. RefSeq lists its product as hypothetical. The transcript has a single exon. NCBI's taxonomy places the organism in Eukaryota, Oomycota, Peronosporomycetes, Peronosporales, Peronosporaceae. Bases 71 to 460 code for a protein of 129 amino acids. The record is from RefSeq and is a predicted model, not a curated record.